UCUUAGCAUAUCAACUAUACUUAUUUUUUUACUUUUUUCCCCAGUGGUUGUACUAGUGUUUGCAAUAUACAUUGACAAUAAAGUCAAGCCCACUUUUACUUUUUGCUUUUCUUUAUUUAUUUCACUUUUUUUUAAUAGAGACAAGGCCUCACUAUGUUUACCAGGCUGGUUUCAAACUCCUGGCCUCAAACAAUCCUCUCACCUCAGCCUCCAAAAGUGCUAGAAUUACAGAUGUGAGUCAUCGUGCCCAUCCUCAGGUUCACUUUUCUUUUUUUUUUUUUUUGAGAUGAAGUCUUGCUCCAUCACCCAGGCUGGAGGGAAGUUAAUGGGAAGUUAAUGCAGCUCACUACAACCUCCAUCUCCCAGGUUCAAAUGAUUCUCCUGCCUCAGCCUCCUGAGUAGCUGAAAUUACAGGUGUGCACCACCACACCUGGCUAAUUUUUGUAUUUUUAGUAGAGACAGGUUUUCACCAUGUUGGCCAGGCUGCUCUUGAACUCCUGGCCUUAAGUGCCUCAGCCUCCCAAUGUGCUGGGAUUACAGGCAUGAGCCACCAUGCCUGACCAAGUUUUAAAUAGCACAGUACCACUUCACAUACAGUGCAAGUACAUUAUAAUAAAACAUUUCUAAUUUUUUCCUCCCAUUAACUGUAUAAUAGUAUAAUUAUCAUUUCACUUAUACAUAAGCAUAAAUAAUAUAAUUCAAUACAUUGUUGCUAUUUACCUUUUUUUGAGACAGAGUCUCACUCUGUCACACAGGCUGGAAUGUGGUGACAUAAUCUCGGCUCAAUGCAACCUCUGCCUCCUGGGUUCAUGCAAUUCUCUGCCUCAGCCUCCUGAGCAGCUGGGAUAUAGGCAGUCACCACCACACCCACCUAAUUAUCUUUUUUUUUCCAUUGGCCAUGAACCUUGUGAUUUGUGAGGAAAGGUGUCACAACCUUUUCAUUCCUACAGGUGCAAAGAUAAGAAUUAUAUCUGAUAUCAUCAAAAACCAUGAAAAUGAGAGUGGAGUAAAAUAUUUAAAAUGUUGAGAGAAAAAUCCACCAAAUUAGAAUUCUGGACCCUGUGAAAUUAUCCUUUAAAAAUGAAAGAAAAAUUAAGACUUCAGAAAUGAAGACACAAGGACCCAGGGGAAACUUUCUGUUUUUGUGCUUAUGUGCAACGAAGAAUGGACAGCCAUGUAAAAAUGUAACUGGAUUAAAAGAUAUGAUCUAAUGGUAAUAGAGUGAAAAGGGAAAACCCAGCAAUGCCUGUCUGUUCAGAUACUUCUUGGCCUCUCUGUGUAGCAUUCCUUCCUCCCAGGAAUGGAGCAGUACCUCUUGGAAUGAGGGUCUUCAAGGGGGAAGGGGAAAGGUAGAGAGUGACCUUCCUUGUUUUUAUGGCUUGCUUUGAGGGAGAGGGGGAUGUUCUAGUUUCUAUGACUCACCUUGGGAAACAAGGAUUGUUUUUGUUUUUGUUGUUGUUUUGUUUUUAUUUUUGUUUUUGUUUUUGAGACAGAGUCUCCCUCUGUCACCCAGGCUGGAGUGUAGUGGCAUGAUCUCGGCUCAUUGUAACCUCUGCCUCCCAAGUUAAAGUGAUUCUCCUGCCUUAGUAGCUGGGAUUACAGGUACAUGCCAUCACAGCCCGGCUAAUUUUUGUAUUUUUAGUAGAGCUAGGGUUUCACCACAUAGGUUAUGCUGGUCUUGAACUCCCAACCUCAGUUGAUCCGCCCACCUUGGCCUUCCAAAGUGCUGGGAUUAUAGGUGUGAGCCAUCCUGCCCAGCAGGAAUCUUUCUGGUUUCUAUAACUCACUUCAUGGAGUGACAGGAGAUAGGAAGGCAGAAGAAGCUCAGAAAGGCCUUGCUUCUGAGACCUUUCCAAUCUUCAGUUCAAAGUAAUCAGCAUGCCACUCACCAUACUUUGGGGUAUGCUCCAAUACUACUCUGUAAAUAAGGUGUUUUUUCCUCUGGAUUCUUUCAAGAGUGUUUUUUUAUCUUCAAUUUUCUGAAAUUUGAAUAUAAUUUCCUACGUGUAGUGUUUUGGCAUUUAUUUGGUUUGGUGUUAUCUAAACUUUCUAUAUCUAUGGUUUAGCUUCUAACAUUAAUUUGGGAGAAAUUAUCAGUCAUUAUUGCUACAAAUAUUGCUUCUAUUUCUUUCUUUUCCUUCUACUGAUAUCUCAUUGUUCAUAUAUUACAUCUUCUGUAGUCCCAAAGUUCUUGGAUAUUCUGUUCUGCUUCUUUCUCUUUGCUUUUAAGUCUCAAUUGUCAUAUCCUCAAGUUCAGAGAUUCUUUCCUCAGCCAUCUCCAGUCUACUAAUGAGCCCAUCAAAGGCAUUCUUCAUUUCUGUUACAGUGUUUUUGAUCUAGAUUUAUUUGAUAUUUAUUAUGAGAACCUGAUAGAGCUUCUGGAGGCAAAACCACCACCACCCUCCAAUGGAGUUUUUAUCUCUCAGUCUUAUUCACUAAGCCUCCAACAAUCCAUCAAUUACAGCUCUGGUUUCCCUACCCUAGAUCUGAUUUGAAUAGAGGUUUCAGCUCCUGGGUUUCUGCUCCAGCAAGUUGUAAUUCUUUGUACUCGCCUGUCUGUAUCACUAGUUUUUCAAGCAACAGCUUGCCCUGUGACAUCAUUUCUCUAACAAAUCUGAGAAAAAGUGUUGAUUACUUUUUAGUAUGUUGGGAUUUUACAUGCUCUUAGGAUGGAAUUACAACUUUCAAGCUACUUACAUACCAGCCCAUAACCCAGAAGUCUGUUCUGUUCAUUUCUUAGAUUGUUUCUUCUCCGUGAUUCAUGUUGAAAAGUUUCUAUUGUUAUGUUUUCACUUUCAUUAAUGUUUUCUUCUGUAAUGUCCAACCUGUGUCCAACCUGUCUUUUACCCCAUCUAGUGUAUUUUUUAUCUCAAGCAUUGUACUUUUUAUCUUCAGAAGUUUGAUUUGGAUCUUUUUCACCUCUUCCAUGUCUCUAAUUAACAUUUUUUAUCUUUCCUUUAACUUUUUGAACAUAUACAGUUAUAAUAACUGUUUUCAUGUCUGCUAAUUCUAACAUCUGUGUUAAUUCUGGGUUGGUUUCAACUUUAUUAUUAUUCUCCUCAUUAUGACUCAUAUUAUCCUACCUCUCUGCAUGACUGGCAUUUUUUUAUUAUAUGUCAAUUUAAUAUGUAAAUUUUGCCCUGUUCAGGGCUGGAUGUAUUUUAUUUCUAUAAAUAUUCUUGAAUUUUUUCCUAAAGUCUAUUUAAUAUUCUUGAUAACAGAUUGAUCCUUUUUGUGUUUGCUUAUAAUAUUUGUUAGGUGGGAUCAGAGAAGCAUUUGGUCUAAGGAUAAUUAUUUCCCACUAGUGAGGCAAGAGUCAACCCAACACCCCAGGAAUGAGAAUAUUUUCCUCAGUCUGGCUGGUGGGAACAGGUACUGUUUGCAGUCUUGUAUGAGCUCCAGAUACUGCUCCCUCUAAUCUUUUUGUCUAGUUGCUUCUCCAGUCUCAGGUAGUGUACACAGGUGCUACCACUUGAGGGGGGUCCCUCAAUGCAUAUCUAGGUUCUUUUUUGUGCAGCUCUUUCCUCUCUGCUACUCUUCCCUGAAGCCCUCUUUGCCUUAGUCUUUCUCAGUCAGCUUCAUCUCCUCAAUUCAAAGUGUUUUCCAGAAUUCAACAAGAAUUCUCCUCCCUGAGCCAUGCCUGAAAAUUCUCUUAAAUCAGUAAGCUGGUAGACAUGUAGGAUCCAUUUCAGCUUCUCAUUUCUCAAGAAUCACUAUUUGUUGUUGUCUGAUGUCUAAUGUUUUGAAAACUGUUCUUUGAUGUAUUUUUUCAGUGUUUUAUUAUUUGGGGUAAGAGAAUAAAUCCAGUUCCUGCAGAGCCUGUGUAUCCCUAUUACCAAGACAUGACCUUUCUGGAGUCUCUACUAAAUAUUCUCCACUGAGAACAUCUAGUUUUCUCCACCCGGCUGGUCUGAACAAAGCUUCCCCAUGUGAGCUCUCAGGAUUGCUCACCUUACUGUUUUCUGCCAGUGCUUUUCUUAGUUUCAUGGAGUUUCCUCCAUACUUGUGUGACUUAGCUUUCAGCAACAAACACAAGAGCAAACCUAUACCUUUUUCUGCAGCUCUUUCUCUAUGCCACUUCCUCUGCUUUGGCAGUCUACCUUGAAAACUGUGACUGCCUUGGCCUCAUCAAACUUCAAUCUCUGAAUCCUCCACUCAUGGGCACCCCUGUACUCGGUGUGGGUUCUCCUUUCCUGCUCUGAGGUCCGGAGAGUGCCUCCAGGCAGAGAAAGGAGUUGAUAAUGGGGUUCAUUUUAUUUGUCUCCUUUUCUUUCAGGGAUCAUAGCCCUGUGUUUCCUGUUAUCCAAUGUUUAAAAACUGCUGCUUCAUUUAUUUGUCCAGUGUUCUUGUUGUUUAUUAUGAGAGUACAAGACCAACACAAGUUUCUGCAUCAUAGUGAAAGCAGAAUUUUUUAAUGUAAUUAUUUCAAAUGACCAAAUGCAAAUUAUUAUAUCAAAAGUGUUUUUUCAAAUUAAUAUCCCACUCUUACCAAAAUUCUGAUCACUCCUCUAUAGAGGACUUGGACCUUGUUUAAGUAUAACUCAUCUGGUGAAAUCCGUGGAUUUUAAGCCUUUAAUUCAACAUUUAUUUAAACAUUUCAUAAACUGUAUUGCCUGGAAGGCAUGGUGCUUGGUUCUGAAUAUACGGGGAAGAUGCCAUUGAAGACUUAAGAAUUUCACUAUCAAAGUCAGUACCUUGUCAGAGUAUUAUAAACCCAGUAAGGGCAGUGACAGAGAUAAUUGUGCAAAAUAUUAAUGAGGCAGGGAAAGGGGAGGGGAACAGGCCACUGAAUCCAGUUAAAGACAGGUGGAAGGUUGUCAGGGAUUACUUCUGGAGGUGACAUUUAAGCUGAGUCUUUAAACGGGGAAGCAAUUCACCAGGCAAAGAGAGAACAGUUUGAGCAAAAGCAUCAGGCAGAAACAGCACACAGUUUGGGAACAACAGGCAAUUUAAGGUUGCUGAAGCAAUAAUUCCCAGAGAGGGAGAGGCAGCAGAUAGAGCUGGAGAGGCCAGGAAAGGUCAGGACAGGGAGGGCCUUCUGUGUCACACUGGGGAGCCUGCCACUAAGGGGUGAGUCUUUUACAUAACUUUGCUUGGUUGCUGGCAGGAUGCAUGCCUGCCUCAGCAUGCAGCAGGUAUUAUUAGAUGAUGAUCAUGAAAGGCAAAUCUGAGAAACCACAAAACUCUGAGCAGAGCCAAAAUCCCUUAGGUUUUGAGGUUCCAGAAAGUUAUCUGACUCCUCUGACCCUUUGCAAAUUUAGCUGAGAUGUGUGGCCAUGGUGGUCAGCCAGCCCUGAGGUGCUGCUUUCUUGGCAGUUGGCUGAGCCUCUAGGCUUGCAUCUAUGGCUGGAGCAUAGUAAGGAGGGGGAAGGGGAGAGUGUGAGUGAGACAGAGAAGAAAGACAGUGCUAGGAGAUAGGAAGUCACGCUGAGAGGCACAGCCACAAUGGGACUCAGAUUGAAGGGAUAGAUCAAGAAGCACUUUAACGCAAGAAGAUGAUUUCUAGUGUGGAGAGGAGAAUCAUAUCCUUCCUCCCAGAAAACUCUGCAAAUACUUGGUGACCAACUGGACCACAAAGCUGUGUUUUCAGGGACUCCCUUUCUCCCCAUUAUAGGGGUCUCUGGGAGUGGGGCAGGGUUUCCAGUCUGAACUCAAGCCAGGAUCCAGACACAUCUAAACAAGGCGGAUGGGCUGGCCCCAGCAGAAGUUUAUUUGUAUGACGAGUUGAGGGACUUUCAGAAAAAUAAUCUACAUGGAAGAAAAUGGAAAUUCCACCUGAUUAGCUCAACCCAUAACAAGACUGAGUCCUUUGCAGGGCAUGGAGUUUGAAAAAAUCUUCAAAUGAGCAGAUCACCAGGGCAUGAGUAGUUCUGGUCAGGUAUUUUCUUUAACAGGUAUAACAUGAAGAAGGGGACUAAGGCAUUCCUCCUGGCUUUGAAACAGAAUAUAAAGCAGCUCUGGCUCCUUGAGGGCUUCAGGUGCUGAGCUGUAGUGAGAAAGGGAAUACCCCUGGGCUGUCCAGCAGGAGGUAGAAGGGUUGAAGAACAGGAUGAUCCACACAGGUGCCUGGCAAUAUGCCCACACAGAAGCAAUAAUAUGUUCAUGAACAUGUGUGAGACAUGCUCUGGAACUGCAGGGAUAUCUUGGGGGUGAUUGGUAGUGGAGUGAGAUUCCACAUGAGUUGGAAGAAGCAUGAACUAGGGAAAAGUGGAUUAUGACUGUUAAUGGCUCCCACUGUGUAAGUGAGUGAGGCCUGGGAAAAGUUGAGUUCUACUAGGAAAGUGCAAAGUUUAGGUUUCUCCAGGGAAUAGUUCGCAGGAUUGUCCUUGCAGAAGUCCAACCUGGACACCGUUGAUCAGCUGAAACUUUUUCUCUUGAAUUCUCCCUUUUGCAGCAUGUUUAUGAGCUGCAAAUGUCCCUCUUUGCUCAGGCCUAGGGCAGGAGUCCUUCCUAGAUCCUCAUCUCUACACACGUCCAUCUCAUGCUGAUUAAAUCCCACAUGCAAUCGCAACCACUAAAAAAAACAAAAACAAAACAAAAAAAAACAGGGAUAGGUGCAGAGGUGCCUGUCUGAGCAAAAUUCAGAGGAGAUACAGGGAGGCAUCUGUGCCAAGCUCACACAAAGACAGACUCUGAGACAAAAGAUAGAAAGACAUUAAGUACAAACAGCUCUUUUGUUUUCCACCUUAUCAUUUUCCAUAUUUUCUAAAUUAUCUACAAAAAAAGGCAAAUGCCAGUUUUUCAAAACCAAAUGUAAAAGAUACGAGUAAGCACAGCUUUUCACAAUCUACAUGGAUGAGGCUUAUCUGAGUUUUAUGUGCUUUCCCUUCUGGUCACCCCUAGGGUGUUUGAUCUUGAUUAUGUAAUACACAGGAGUCACAGAGAGCAACCACCUGGUAUGACGAAGGGAGUUCCAUCAUGCAGAUGAUGCGAAAGGUUUGUGUGGCUAAGCACUGCCAAAUCCAAGCAAUCUAUGCUUCUUGGCAUCCCCCUUGGGGUCAAGAACCCUUCUGUGGAAGGAGACAGACAUUAACAUAUUUUCCCACUCACCUCCAAUGGAUCUUGGCUCAUCCAGUGAGACUGACUGACAAUCCUCAAAGGCUGUUGGCCAACUAUUUGCAAGAGAGGUCCAUGGAAAGAGGCCUCCUUCACCUGUUAUCUUUUCUCUAUCACUUCACAUCCAUGGGUCCCUAAGCCCCAAGAGAAGGGUCAAGUGCAAAUCUGGUAAGCCAAGAAGACCUAGCAGUUGUCAACUUAAUCAGCCUUCAGGAAAAUAUAUGGCUAUAUGAGCACAGUAAAUUUGCUAUAGAGACAGGCACAGGAGGUGAGUUUAGAACACGGCCUCGUCGCUUCACCUGAUAAAAAUAAGACCCAGGCUUUUUAGUAGAAUGAAUUACUUAAGUUUUAUAUUUAACAGGGGGUGACACCAAGGCUCUCACUGCUUUUCAAAACAUUUGAGGAAUCUGGGCUGCCUGCUUCUGCAUAUGUUAGCAGCCAUCACAACAUAUGCUCUGGUGGAUGGCAAUGAAGAACCAGAAGCCCAUGUGUCUCUCCCACCCCCUGAGAUGAGAGAUUGUCUUUCUGACUUUGGGUUCAUCCUCUUUAAUUGGGUGAGAGAUUUUCAAUGUGUUUCGGAUAAACUACUGGGAAAUAGCUAUGCUGUGUUCUGCACUGGGCCAGUUGCAUCUAUUAUUGCUUGUCACUAUAACAACCUUUGGAAGUAAUGAUCUCAUUUUGCAGAUGACAAAAUAAAGAAGCUCAGAGAGGUCCAGAACUUUCCCAAGAUCACACAGCUAAUGAAUGGUGGAGUUGAGAUUCAUAGCCAGGUAUCCCCAUUCCAAAGCCUUCCUUUAUGAGACAUCAACCACAACCCCUGCACAGCAAGGAAUCUAGGAUGAGGUGAAUCAAAGAAGCUUCACCAUUUUUAUUGGUAUAUGGCAUGGACAUUGUUAUAGUUUAAUCCCUCUCCUAAGACAGUUCCAAAGUGGAUGGGUACCAAGAAAUUCCACAGAGAUUCUGAGCUCUGCUGGUGAGCACCUCUCCAAUUAUCCAAGGCAAGUGUUAAUUUCAGACUGACUUUUUACCAUCCAAAAUGUUUCUGGACUGUCUCUUCCCUAAGUGAGGACCACCAGCAUAAUUACCACAAGAUUCCAUACCACAUCACUGAGAAAGUGUCCCACUGCUUUUGCAUCCAUGAAAGCUUAAGUAUAUGAAAUCCAGCAGGAAAUCCAAAGUGAAGUUCUUUUUGUUGACAACUUUCUCUGAAUUAUUCAUGAAACUCUUACUUUGCAGAAAGAUUUUUUUUAAAAACAAUUUUCCAUUGAAGGCCUACAUGGAAGACUCAAUCUGAGCCCAUGAAGCAUCAUCUUUCCUUUUGGGAAAUGGCAGUGCUGGUGGUGAUGAGAUUGGGUAUGGGGCAAUGGCCCAUUGGGUAGAGGAAACCAAUGGGGAAGCUUGGUGAGAGUAGGAAUAAGGGGUGCCUAUGGCCCUCUCCAUUCAGUUUACCAGCUGAGGGUAAUAAUAGAUAUCUGGGUUUCACAGGAUCUGAGAGGGCAUGUCUAGGGCAACACUGAAUUACAUGGCUUGACAGAAAUUUGAUCCAAGCAUCAAACCCAGUGAAUGGGCAGAAGGGCAGAGAGAAGGCAGGUAGAAGCCAUAGGCUGGUGGCUGAAACCCAGGGCACAGCAGAAGGUUUAGUGCCUCAAUAGAGUCCUUGGGCCAUGAAACUUGCCCCAGCAGCUUUUCCAGGCUUCCUGCAGCCUGCAGCAUGCAUGCAGACUGUGGCUGAGGGAGCCACCCGCUGGGACCAGCUCUGCUGCUCAGGAGGCUCAAAUCCAUCUGUAUGUCACUGUCAUCAGCUCACACACUCCUUCCAAUCCCUGCAUGAUCAGUGCCAAUGUCUCACCAACAGAUUAAGACCUGGAUAGAAGUACAAGAAAUAGGAUUUUAAACUCAAUUCCCCAGGUGACCCUUGUUAACUUUUUCACCCUCAGAGAUAUUAAUAGUUCCUUUUUAUAUACUAUAGCAAUUUGUGGGGUAGGUUUUUUGGUAGCUUAACAUUUUUUUUUUUACUUCAGUUAGACAUGUAAUCUAUUUAAACGUAAUAUGGGGAAAAGAAAAGUGAAUGUAGAAAUAAUGUAGAAAUGUAGAAAUAUUCUUCCUGGCAGAAAUACUUUUACUAGUUUCUGGGCGUAAUAUCAGCCCAGCAAAAGUUAUCUGCAAAUACAGACGUUCCCAUGUACAUCAAAGACACUCAAGUUCUUUUUUUUUUCUUUUAACAAAUGAAUCAUUUUAUGCUACUGAAAUAACUCUGUGAUGUGCUAUUGGCAUUUCAGGAGCUAAAUAGACUCUUUGGACCAGCCAACUUCUACUGCAAGCAUCAAACACGCACAGGCUUUAGUCUCAGGCAGACCCUAGGAGUUCUGGCUUUGCUACUUAUUAGCUGUGGUAACUUGGGCAAGUCACUUAAUCUCUCUAAGCCUUAGCUUCCUCAUCUGUGAAAUGGGAAUAAUGUCAGUCACAUGCCACGGAAAAAUCCAGGAAGGAGAAUGGCCAGUGGGCUAUGUCAAAGGCCAGACACAACUUCCAUCCUGGGUGAAUGCUGCAACCAAGACAGUGAGCAGGCAAACCUUGCCCUUGCCCUCACUCCCUCCAAAAUCAAGAUCUUUUGUUGUUUGUUUGUUUUGAAACAGAGUCUCGCUCUGUCACCCAGCCUGGAGUGCAAUGGCAGGAUCUUGGCUCACUGCAAUCUCAGCCACCCAGGUUCAAGCUAUUCUCAUAUCUCAGCAUCCUGAGUAGCUGGGAUUACAGGCGCCCACCACCACGCCCGGCUAGUUUUUGUAUUUUUAGUAGAGAUGGGGUUUCACCAUGUUGGCCAGGCUGGUCUUGAACUCCUGACCUCAGGUGAUCUGCCUGCCUCAGUCUCCCAAAGUGCUGAGAUUACCACACCCAGCAACUCCCUCCACAAUCUUAAAGCUCCUUGGACAACCCCCAUUCCCAUGACCUGAGAAUUUUUAUGCACUCCUGCUGAAAGGGAUUGGCCUUUCAGUGUUCCCCUCCACCAUGAGCUGUUUCCAUGAAAAGGUCCCAAGGGUGACUUGCAGGCUAUGGUCACACCACCACAAGCCUUCUCCCAUCCCUGCCUCUACCUAUUGCCCUCUAAAUAAGGAGCCAGUGCUGCCAGGCUGAGAACUUCUGCCCAGUAUGGAUCCUGGGUGGCCUCUCGCCUCUCUUUUCCUGGGCCCCCAGCCAGCUCCCCAUUACCCUACAGAAGCUCCCUGCUCACUUCAUUCCUGCCUCAUAGUUGGAAUGGCAGUGGCUGCCAGAACCCCUGGGGAGUGUGGAGGCUGAUGGGGGUCUGGGGAGGCAGCCAGGCCCAAGAGCAAGUUAAUGUUACAGCCCUGGAUAAGUGAGCUGGGUGGGUUAACGUCAGGGUGAUGAUGGGUGGAGGGGAGGACCAGGCUGCUGAACCAACUAUAAAGAUAGGUCAAGUCAAAUAUCAUCAACAUGGAGCAAGCAGGUGAGCUAGAGAGUGUACCCGAGCUAUGGUCUCUGCCAGCCGCGGCUCAGCUCGGGUCCCUCUGCUCUCAACCCAAGUGCCCAAUGCAGGCUUUGGUUUCAUGUCAGCAGCCUUCAUCUGCCUUCCAACAAUAAGCCCCUGCCACCAUGUGGGAGGGAGAAAAACAAGAAGGGUGUUAUUUUUAGGGCCAUUAAUUCUGACCACGUGCCUGAGAGGCAAGAUGGAUGGCCCUGGGACAGAGGCUGUUCAUCACUAUGUCCCAGGGAGCAGAAUGUCUUCAGGGCACGCUGUGGGCUCUCAUCUUCCUAGGCAUCCUAGUGGGCAUGGUAGUAUCCUUGCUUGCGGGCUCCCCUGCCAAUGACAGGCAGCUGGACUCAAGAGGCUGGGGUACCCUGCUGUCCAGGUCUUGCACAGGGCUAGCUGGAGAGAUCACCAGGGUAAAUUGGGAAAGUGGCUACCUGGUGGGGAUCAAGUGGCAGCAGAGGCUCUACUGCAACAUGGGCAUUGGCUUUCACCUCCAGGUGCUCCCCGACGGCCGGAUCAGUGGAACCCACAAGGAGACCCCCUAUGGCCUGCUGGAAAUUUCCACUGUGGAGCAAGGCAUGGUGAGUCUCUUUGGAGUGAGAAGUGCCCUCUUCAUUGCCAUGAACAGUGAAGGAAGAUUGUACACAACGGUGAGUUCACCAGGCCAGGAAAGUGCCAGGUUUACAAGGCUUGCUGCUUACACAUUUGAAGAAAAUAAUACUAAAUUCUGAGUAGAGAAGUGACUAUUUAUCUACAUGGGAAAGGAAAGGCUGAGAAAGGAGCUGUGCAAGAGAAGGGCAUUGCAGCUUUUGCUUCUUCAGCCUCAUGGGUGAUUGUCCUCUGCUCUGUGCUGCUUCUGUUCCCACCUGCCAGAUGGAGCCUGUGUGAUUAAACAGAAACCACAGCUCAGGGAGCUCGUGGGCCAAAGGAAAACCUGCAUUAUGGCAUCCAGGUCUGUGUGCCUUGUAAAUAGGGCUGGCAGUGACUCCCAACCCUCAUCUGUGCCUGGGAUUUGCUGACUUUUAAACAUUGCCAGCCUGAUGCUGUGGAAUGAUCUUUCAUUUCAGUUUCAAUAUUCUGUCUCCCGAUUACAUAAGAGGCCAGGCAGCUUUGCACAGGUCUGCUGAUCAUUCUUGUCCUCUCUGUGGUGAAAGGACUCUGAGUCUUCACCAUUUCCCCAUGGGGUAAUUUGUAUUUUUCUUACCGGUUUGUGCCUUCCUUAUAUAUUCAGAGCACUGAUUGACUGUUUGCUGGUUUUGCCAGUUCCUUCUUUACAUCUUUGUAAUCACAUCAAGAACUCAGAUCCUGUGACUUCAGGUCUGGAUGUGGCAUUUAUGUGCCUGUGAGUGUCUGCUCAGUGUUUUUGUGUAUGCAUGUAGGUAGCCACAUUCUACUCAUCUCCAAAAUAUCUGAAGUGUCUUAAAAUAAUGCAUAGAAGUUGAAAAGCAUAAUGACAAAUAGAAAUAAAAUGGCACAGAGAAACCAUUUUUAUCCUGGAGGAAGUAAGAUUGCAGAUAUGUAGGAUGCAGAGGACCUUUCAAGUGUGAUAAUGUGCUUCCUAAUGGCCCAAGUGGAAGGAGCAACAUGAUCAGCUACAUGAUCUAGUCUGUCCACAAAGAAACAGCAAAGCUCAUUUUACACCAUUUGUUUGAAGGGAAGAGUGGGUGUGCGUGAAGUGGAGGCAAAGGCUGCUGUGACAUCUAGGUAGCAAACACAGCGGGAACUUCAGAUUUCUUCCAUUGAUUUAUCUUGAAAAUGGAAAAUGUGUCAGCAAAGACCCUCUCUGCGAGCCAAUCCCAGGAGGAGGACAACACCUGCCUGUCACUGUUCUCACAUUCUGAGCAGCUGCCAACCAUGUCACCUUCUCAGAGGUGGCUCUGCCAUCUCACCUGUCCUGGGAAAGAGGUGAGAGGUGGGAUUCCUCUUGUGCGAAGUAUAACAGUUCUUCUUUAAAGUUUCCUUUCUUGUUAAAGAAUAAGUGUGCUAAUAACUUUGUUAAGCCCUAUCCUAUGUAGCUGUUAGACAUGCCAUGCUUACAGGCACCUAGUACAUUCUAUGCCCUUGUACUUAACCUAGAUAUCUGUGUUGGACGUGCUCACAGGCAUGUCGCAGCUCUCCAUUGCAUUUACCUGUUUAGAAAGUUUUAAGUUAUUAGCCUAACGGGUUUUAGUUUAGAUUGUGAGUCCUGGUUCCAGCCAAUGGAGAUCAGACACAGCAGUAAGAAUGACCCCAAAUGCAUAAGGGAUAAAUUUGUCUGCUUUCCUUUAUUCAUUGUACUUUUGUGGGAUGAUGGCUAGCGAGGGUACCUUCUGGCAGUCCAGGAAGUAAAAACUUUGUUGCUGAAAGAUACAUUGUCUCAGGGCUGAUUUUUCUUGGAGGCACCUAGCAUCUAUUUCCAACAUCAAUUUCUAAUUCUCUGAAGAAGGAGACAGGGGUUAACUUUGAGCAAUUUUUGCCUUUUUCAUCAUUUUCUGUUUUGAGGCUGCUUUAUCUUAAAAGUCACAAUCUUGCUGCUACAUGAGAUGAUGCCUCCAUUUCCAGAUACAAGCCAGAGCGUACAGGGCAGCAGGACAUGCCUGAAGGUCACUGAAAUAGAAAGGGGCAGGUUCUGCAAAAGGGGUCGGAUGCUAGCGUGUUUCUUGGGAGCUGGUUCCAGGAAACAACAGUGGGACUGUGGGCUGGAGAGAAUGCAGCCAACCAGAUGCUCAAAACCUAGCGGGCUCCCAGCAAGGGCACCUGGGGCUCCAUCCUUCAAGGAGACCCUAAGACAGGGCUGUACAUGCCCCUGAAAGGCCUCCCCAUCCUGAGGAGGUGGGGGCUGGGGACAUUGCCCACCACUCCCACUGCCACGGGUGGACUGCUGUGCCUGGCACUUUCCACCUGCCAUAUGCAUGGGCAGAGCAGGCUGUGCUGUAGGACACAGCCAUUGGCAGAGGUGCUCAGGGCUGCCUGGGAGGUGGGGCCCGUGGGUCUGGACAUGGCUACUGCAAAGCAACCUAGGUAGUGUUGGCAGCAUCCAUGCACAGCACAGUCUCAGGGAGAUCAAGGGCAAUGACCUGGCCUUUCCAAAUUAUUUGGAGAUUUAACUCCAGGCAGUUGUUUCAUCCAAACCUUUAAUAGACUAAAUGUAUUACUUACAUGAGUGUUGACAAAGCUGGGAAUGAUUAUUAUAUUGGUCUUGAUUAAGUUGGAAAUAAUUACUUAUAAUUAAGAUUCUAAUAACCUCCACUAUGUAGAAAAGAUAUUUCAAAAUAAAACCAAACAAACAAAUGUAAAGGUGUGACAAAUAUCACUCGACUGUGGGUUCUCAUGUGGUUAUUUAUGCAGCAUUUCUGUCUUCUGGGAAACUCACGUUCAGUCUUGAGUUAGAGCCCAUCGUCACCUGGAUCCCUGUGAGACACGCCGAGAGGGCCACUGGGGCAGGACCUGUGCUGGGGGGUGACCCUCAGGCCUCUCCUCCCUACCCGCCAGCCCCUCCAACCCCGAGAUCAAUCCUCAGCCCCCCCAGCCCCCAGAUCACUCAUCAGCCCCCCAGCCCACAGAUCAC
Molecule: messenger RNA, 14090 nt
Organism: Callithrix jacchus (white-tufted-ear marmoset)
Lineage: Eukaryota; Metazoa; Chordata; Mammalia; Primates; Cebidae
Product: fibroblast growth factor 6-like
Molecular function (GO): growth factor activity
Source: RefSeq, a predicted model, not a curated record